UAAAGAAUAUGACGAAUAAAUGACAAGGAAACAUUUUUCUAGUGUUAAUUAGAAACUAUCGGAGUAUACAAAUUCCAUUCAACGAAUUUCUGUUUAGCUGGACCUACAUUUUCUUGAUUUAAGUAUUCCUAACUGAGGUGCGACGUUUUACGAUGUCUACCGCUAAGAAAUUUGAAGUUUUAUUUGUUUUGGGUGGUCCUGGCGCAGGUAAAGGUACCUUGUGCAGGUACAUCACCGAAAAGUAUGGUUAUGUGCAUUUAUCAGCUGGCGAUCUAUUAAGAGAAGAACAAACGAAUUUGGACUCGCAGUAUGGGGAACUCAUUAAUCGGCAUAUUAAGGAAGGAACGAUCGUACGUGUUGAAAUUACUUGCAGCCUCUUGGAUAGAGCAAUGCAAAUGUCAGAUAACCCGCAUAAGAGGUUUCUGAUCGAUGGUUUUCCACGAAACCAGGAUAAUAUCGAUGGUUGGAAUAAGGUAAUGUCUGAGAAAUGUAUAGUAAAAGGUGUGUUAUUCUGUGACUGUAGUAAGGAAGUAUGUACAGAACGGUGCUUAAACCGUGGAGCUGCAGGAAGUGGUAGAACUGAUGACAAUGAGGAAGUUUUAGCGAAAAGACAUGAAACAUAUAUCACCAGCACCUUACCUAUAAUUGAACAUUUUGAAAAGCAGGGUGCAGUGUACAAAGUAAACAGUAUGCAGGCACCAGACAAAGUAUUCGAAGAGGCUAAAGAAAUUUUAACUGAGAUAGGAUGGUGAUAAAUUUAUAGAAAAACAAAAUUAUCUCAAGGAGAUCAAAUUAU
Molecule: messenger RNA, 796 nt
Organism: Habropoda laboriosa
Lineage: Eukaryota; Metazoa; Arthropoda; Insecta; Hymenoptera; Apidae
Gene: Dak1
Product: UMP-CMP kinase
Exons: 3
Coding region: 153-752 (199 amino acids)
Biological process (GO): UDP biosynthetic process; 'de novo' pyrimidine nucleobase biosynthetic process; CDP biosynthetic process
Cellular component (GO): nucleus; cytoplasm
Molecular function (GO): ATP binding; UMP kinase activity
Source: RefSeq, a predicted model, not a curated record